CAUCAUGUACCUCACCAAUGCCCGUGCCAGGAUGCCUCGGGUCCCCUGGACCACAGUGUUGCCCCUCAGAGGACAGAACCCAGCAGAGGUGACAGCGUGGCUGAAAAACGCUCACUGCUUUCAGCAAACAGCUAAAUCUCCUGUCCAAUGGGGCACAUUCUGGAAUGCGUCGCCACCUUGCGUCUUCACUCCAUGCUGUCAUUUACAACUGUGAUGUCCUUGUGCCCCUCAGCGUUGCUGUUUACCCUGCUAGAGUACACUGAAAUGCUUUAGUAUCUCCAAAUGGACUGGCAUCUUCUCCACACUCUCCGUCUUCUUCAUGCUCUUCCAGCAACUACCAAGAUAAAGGAAGCAUUGCAGCUGCUCCUCGUUCUGCCUCAUGCCUCCUGACUACUGCUGUGUUGCCCGGGUUUGAAUCGCAUCUCCUGUUGCUGUAACCUUGUUUGCGGUGUUUAGCUGCUUACAGUUAUUUACCCACUUAUGCAGCUAGGCAAUUUUACUAGAGCAAUGUAGAGUAAGUACCUUGCUCAAGGCUACUACAGCCACAAGGUGGAUUUUGACUUGCAACCUCUGGUUCCAAAGGCAGCAGCUUUAAUCUCUCUAGGCUAGAAGUUGCCCCCAAGUCACCUUGAAUGAACAGUAAAGUAAAAGUUAUCCUGCUGCAUAAGUGGGCGAAUCAUUGUAAGACAGGAUGUCUUGAACGGAAGCGUGCGGUAAAGCAAUAAACUGAGAGGAAAAGCAGAAGCUCCACAGUUUCCCUUAAUGUUUGCCCCACCCCGCGGAAGUGAGCUUUUUCUGCGCUCUCGCAACUCUUUGAGCCUCUUUCAUUUAUAGCAUUUCACUUCCACACACAAUGGCUAAUGUUUCAACAAGAGCCAUGACGGUGAGCACUGUGAACGCGAGCACGAGCACGGGCACUACAUGGGUCAACAUGGGCUACACCAGGUCUUACGAGGGAAUGCUCAAGGUGACCCAAGUGGUGGUGCUCCUCAUCGCAUUCCUCUGUGUGCACUGCUCCUCAUUGUGGACUGACUACUCCGCCUACCGAUUCUUUGAGGUGGUCACGCUCUGGUUCCACAUAACUUUCCUCAUCUUUCUCAUCAUGCAUAUCUUACAGCUUCAGAGCAAACUGUCAUGCAUCAACUGGACCAUGACGGAGUUCCUGCACUACAUCAUUGGCGCCUCCCUCACCUUCAUUGCCUCCACAGUGGCUGCGGUGAAGAGCUAUGGGUUGUCAUCCCUCGUGGCUGGUUCAGUGUUUGGAUUCAUUGCAACCAGUCUGCUGGUCAUUAGCAUGUGGUUUUCCUACAAGGUUACGUACGGGCAGCCGACAACAAGUAUAAAUGUGUAAUUCAUUUGGUACAUUUUCUGCAAAGAUACUGAACAAAAUCUCACAUGGCAGUGACUGUCCAGAGUUACAUUAAUUCAUCUGGCAGAUGCUUUUUUGCAAAAUGACGCACAGUCAAAGAAGUGUUCAGUUUUAAACAACCCGCUUACUGUUCAUAAAGACAUGUUCUAUGGAAACAAAUUGCGUCUUUUGGGGCCAGUUUAAUUGGCCCACUAUAAUUGUUAUUUUACCAUCUGACGUGCUUUAUUAUGUUUACAUAAACUUGGCACAGUAUUAUAGUUUAUUACGAAAUGUGUCAGUGUUUUUUCUGCUCUGUUGCAAUAUCAUCACCUUAAACAAUCAUACCAAUCGGCUGAUGCGUUUUUGAGAGACAUUUGUUGUGAAUCAGGUACAAUAUUUAAAUGUAAAAUUUGUGUUAGUGCUUUAAAGAUAGAGGGGUGUGGUGGUGCAGCAGG
This is a messenger RNA of Scleropages formosus (Asian bonytongue), 1803 nucleotides long. Its product is annotated as CKLF-like MARVEL transmembrane domain-containing protein 8. The coding region runs from base 854 to 1351 and encodes 165 amino acids. The transcript is spliced from 7 exons. Gene Ontology annotation, molecular function: structural constituent of myelin sheath. Gene Ontology annotation, biological process: myelination. Lineage: Eukaryota; Metazoa; Chordata; Actinopteri; Osteoglossiformes; Osteoglossidae. The record is from RefSeq and is a predicted model, not a curated record. Gene Ontology annotation, cellular component: membrane.